Messenger RNA from Etheostoma cragini (Arkansas darter), 2003 nucleotides. RefSeq names its product MPV17 mitochondrial membrane protein like (gene mpv17l). The record is from RefSeq and is a predicted model, not a curated record. Lineage: Eukaryota; Metazoa; Chordata; Actinopteri; Perciformes; Percidae. Bases 415 to 1011 code for a protein of 198 amino acids. The transcript is spliced from 4 exons. Gene Ontology annotation, cellular component: cytoplasm; membrane.
CCCUUGAACUGUACACCCAACUGUGAUUCAUUUCGUCUUCUUUACGUAAAAAGGGGCGUAAUAAUUUUACGCAGAAUGAGCCGACCCGGCCGGUGAGACAAGCAGUCCCGUGCCGGGUGUCACAUGGUGCGUAGCAAGCAAGCAUAGGCUAUCCUGUCUGGAAUUUUAUUACUUCACGACGCUCAUUAUACGAGAAACAUAUGUAGGCUACAUUGUGUCGUCGACAAGUCUUAUGAGCCCUUUCCUUUGGAAUCCGGAAGAAAACAUAUCUGUGAUGCUGCGGAGAUGUUCGGAUAGAUGAGACAGCGGUGUCAUUUGUUACAUUUAGCUUAAAUUAACCAAAGUAGGCUAUUAUAUUUUGCUCAAUUUGCCAACACCACAUUCCAUUCAGUAACUCACUAACUGUAACUAAUAAUGCGACAGACGUUUUUGAAACAUGUCCGUCGGUUUCCAUGGGUCACCAACGUUACACUGUACGGUUGUCUGUUCGCUGGAGGGGACUUCGUCCACCAGUCGUUCUCGCGAGGGGAACAAAUGGACUGGAGACACACACGAAACGUCGCCGUGGUCGCGUUCAGUUUCCAUGGUAACUUCAAUUUCUUCUGGAUGCGGUUCCUGGAGCGGAGGUUUCCCGGGAAUUCCGUCCGGAUGGUGAUAAGGAAGCUGCUCCUGGACCAGACCACAGCGGCACCCCUGGCUACCAGUGUCUUCUACACAGGUGUCAGUAUCUUGGAGGGCAAAGACGACAUCUUUGAAGACUGGAGAGAAAAGUUCCUGAAUACAUAUAAGACGGGGCUAAUGUUCUGGCCAUUUAUGCAGUUUCUGAACUUUGCCUUGGUGCCUCUGUACGUGCGGACUGCCUUCACCGGCUGCUGUGCCUUCGUUUGGGCCACCUUCCUUUGCUUCUCGCGUCAGAACGGCGACGGCACGAUCAGUGCUGCUCUGGCGUGGAUAUUCCCUCCUAAAGAGGAUCAAGCAGAGACGGUGGACUCCAAGGAAAAGAGUGAAUAGUAAACCUACUCCGAUCCAAAGUAUGUAGAAUCAGUGGUUGUGAUAGAGGGCGACAAAACGGGAAAAGCAGCGAUCUUUAGUGGAGAUAGAAGGUUCAGUGGAUUGUAGUCCUGUCUGUGGUUGAUGUUGUACCAUCACUGCCAGGGUUUGAGUUUCAAAGUCACACUGGGGUUAAACAAACAAAAAAGUGCGUUCUCAUGACCUCAUGGUGCUUUGAAACAGCAUCCAACUAAUGGAAUGUAUGUACAAUAUAUUUUUCAGUAUGCAUACAGCACAUGACCUCAGUGGGAAAAUGUAAUUCAGUCCUACAUUUCAAUCCCACAGGGAACCAUCAUGGUGCUAUAUUUGUUGUCAGGUUUUGUUUUUAUAGAUGCAGUCUUGUGUUCUCACAACCAAGAGAGUUCCCUUAAUGUAUUGGACCAUGCUAAAUGAUAUUGGAAUGAUUCAUGAGGAUUUCUUUGUCGGGAAUGGAACCAUAGAAUUAAAAUGUUAUUGAUUUUAUUUCUGUGAUGGGAACGUGUAAACUUUGGUGUUUCACACAUUCCUCUGCUUUACAUCUAAAAACUGAACUAAGACUGCUAAGACUUGUAUCUGCGACUGGAACAGAAUGCCUGAUCUCUUAGGACUUUCUGCUUUGGUUCCUGUUUACACUCUGGUACAAGAAGUGCACGUGCACACAGGGACCAAUAAUCCGUUAUAUAUACAAUCUAUAAAAAAACACCUAAAACCCCCCAAAAAUAUCUAAAAAUAUAUGUUUAAUGUCAUAUUUUCAACCACUGUUUCUUAAUGUUUUGACAAUGAGAUACUACUGAAGAUUACUCUGAGUUUGUAUAUUAAUGAUUGAUGAAUGUUGCCUCAAACAUCCAUUUACUUGAAUGUGGAAAUGCUGCCUGCCUGCUGUCGUACUUUAUGUUAAUGUGAUACUGUGGAGUGCUCUCUAUUAUAUCUCUUAACACAAUUUCCUAAUUUUUCCAAGAUAUUGAUUGCUGUUU